Esox lucius (northern pike) is the source of this 1899-nucleotide messenger RNA. RefSeq names its product aquaporin-11. The record is from RefSeq and is a predicted model, not a curated record. The coding region runs from base 121 to 939 and encodes 272 amino acids. Gene Ontology annotation, molecular function: channel activity. NCBI's taxonomy places the organism in Eukaryota, Metazoa, Chordata, Actinopteri, Esociformes, Esocidae. Gene Ontology annotation, biological process: transmembrane transport. Gene Ontology annotation, cellular component: cytoplasm; membrane. The transcript is spliced from 3 exons.
UGGGUGCAGCUGACUAUUCUGCUAGCAGCCAGAGGACUGUGGACUUUGAUACGUUGUCACACCAAUUACACAAAGGUACUGGUGUUGAGAGAAGCUGCUGAAGAUCAUCGAAUUGUAUUGAUGAGAAUGACGGAUUUGGGAAUUUCACUGGCGCUACUGGCGUUGAUUGUGCUUAUAUGCGAGGCGACGCGCAAACUGAUCUCGCACCUUUUCUCCCGCAAGGAUUAUGGGAUUUACCUGAUGGAAAUUGUAUCCACAUACCAGCUUUGCGCAUGUACACACGAACUCAAAGUACUUGGCGAAGUGGGUCGAAUAGAACCACAAAUAGGACUCACAAUGACUUACAUCAUCACGGUGGUCCACAUACUAACUUUUCACGGGGCAUUUUGCAACCCAAAUGCUGCUCUCGAGAGUGUUUACCGUAAAAAUAUCACAGGCAUAAGCGCUAUAGCGCGGAUAGGCUGUAUGUUUAUAGGAGGAAAAGCUGCGUAUCUCAUCGCACCCCACAUCUGGUUCAUUGGUCUGUCUGACCACCAUCUCAGGCACGCAAGGUUCGGAUUUAAAUGCUUUAGUCCCAUCAAUGGGUCUCUGUUGGAGGCUGCUGGUGUAGAGAUUGCGUGUACUUUCGCUGUCCAAGCCACGGUCAUGCACCUUCAUAAAGUAAACAAGAGAUUCCAUGCCCAUGUCAUCGCCACUGUCAUUACAGCGCUGGUAUUCUCAGGGGGUCAUAUUUCAGGGGCUGUUUUCAACCCAGUCUUGGCGUUCUCGGUUCAGUUUCCCUGCAGUGGACACACCUUCCUGGAAUACUCUUUGGUUUACUGGCUUGGGCCAGUUACAGGCAUGGCAAUGUGCAUCCUGCUCUUUGACAAAGUCAUCCCAUUUGUGUUUGGGAAAAGCACAACAGGACUUGGCUUCCCUGUCCAGAAGAAGAUACAGUAACAAACAGAACAACAGCUUACCUUUCCAUUAAACACUAGCAAGUGGUCAAAAAAAACAGUGGGCCACAUAUCAGGGGGGUAAUGCAGAAAGAUUUAAUUGUGGCUUUGACCCCUUCAUCUCAGCACUACUUGAAACAAAAAUGAAAGCCACUCAACAAUUUUAAAUGAAAACAAAAGCAAAACGAAGUCAGUAUUCCAUGUUCAGGGCUAAUUCCGUUUAUGUGCUAUAUUAAAACAGGGGAGAAACUGCCCAGAACAAUGAUUAGCACCUUUUAUAACCUGAAUGGGUUGAGCAUAGAUUAUCAAGUUUGGUUUGCAUUGGUUUGUUUUGAAAUUGUUCUGAGUGUUGCAUUUGUUUUUGUCUUUUCAUCAGUUCAUCGUUUCCCCAUGUUAUUACUAGAGGCAAAGAAUGAAUGUACCUCCUGGAAGAUGUUGAUAAGGGGCUGUGUGAUUAUAGUUUUGUUAAUGAAUAUGCCCCAACAGCAUUUUUAAUAUAAGAUUGUGUCCUGAGAGAAGCGUCCCUGGAUAUCCAGUCACUAAAUGCUACCAGCAAUUUGCUUGUAGGUUUACUGGUCCUUUAAUAGCACAAAACGAUGUCCAGUAUGAAUGUUAGUGAAUCUCAAAUGGUCAUGAACACAUUAACUGAAAUGAGCCAUCUAGUCUGGAUGACUACAGUAUUGGAACAUACAGAUGACAGGACGGACUGAGCUGACAGGGAGGCCACCUGUGCCUCAGGUCAUCAGUCAGUGUGACAUACCUGAAAUGUUUACACCCCUUUGUGAAGCACAUUUGGAGCCAGGUGUGUCCUUCACAGUGCUUUAAGCAUCCUGGUUUAAAUAUGAGAAAUUAUUAAAGGUUAAUCCUCAGUUCUGGUCUCCGCAGGGAGAUACAGUAGUGCUCAAAUGUUUGCAUACCCUUGAAGAUUUGGUAAUAUAUGUACCAUUUUUUAAGAAAACACGAG